Messenger RNA from Thunnus maccoyii (southern bluefin tuna), 1586 nucleotides. Its product is annotated as phenazine biosynthesis-like domain-containing protein 1. Gene Ontology annotation, molecular function: isomerase activity. The transcript has 10 exons. Lineage: Eukaryota; Metazoa; Chordata; Actinopteri; Scombriformes; Scombridae. Gene Ontology annotation, cellular component: cytoplasm. The record is from RefSeq and is a predicted model, not a curated record. The coding region runs from base 300 to 1163 and encodes 287 amino acids. Gene Ontology annotation, biological process: biosynthetic process.
AAUAUCUUAUCCAUGUGAGACAAGCAGGUUUUGGCUUUGAACUAACACGUGUAUAAUAAUUUUAGCUGCACAUAUGACAAACUGGCCUCCCACACAAAGCGUCUGAACACUGGACAGUCAUGCUGCUGAAAACAUGGUUUGAAAAUCUGGCAACCCGGACAGUGAAAGCGCUGUUUGGUUUCAGCUGAGGGGAAAACUGCUGAAACCAAACAGACUGGGUCGAAAGUCCAUCGAGGCCAACUGUGUCAAACCCCACCGUCCCUACUGAACACUGCGUUACAUUUUAAGCCAUUUUCAGAAUGGAGAUCCCAGUAUUUACGCUUGACGCUUUUACCAAUUUACCGUUCAAGGGAAACCCGGCUGCAGUUUGUCCGCUGAUGCAUGAGCUGAGUGAUGAACUUUAUCAGAAGAUAGCAGCAGAGAUUAACCUGUCAGAAACUGCUUUCGUCACCAGGAUCAACCCCUCUGACGAUUUCUCCAAGGCAUCGAGGUUCUGCCUUCGAUGGUUCACACCGACCACUGAGGUGAACCUGUGCGGUCACGCCACUCUGGCCUCUGCAGCAGUGCUGUUCCAGUAUAAGAAUAACAUCAAUCCUACAGUGGUGUUUGAGACUAGGAGUGGAGAUCUGCUCGUCACCCAUCACAGGGAAGGCUUUGUCAUGGAUUUUCCUCUCAACUCACCCACCCAGGAGGAUCCCAGUGGGUUCAGAGACAUCAUCAAGACUGCAGUAGGAGAUCACCCAGUCCAGGAUGUUUAUCUGAACUCCAACACUAAGAAACUGCUGGUUAGACUGGCUGACAGCUGUGACAGGUCAGUGCUAACCAGUCUGAAAGUCGACCCUGUCGCUCUUCAAAGCAGUGAGAAGAGUGGAAGAGUGAAAGGACUAAUCAUCACCAUGAAAGGAUCUCCAGAAUGCCAGCCAGGAUAUGACUUCUACUCCAGAUAUUUUGCUCCAUGGGCUGGAAUUCCAGAGGAUCCUGUCACUGGUUCUGCCCACACUGUCCUUGGUGGCUACUGGUCUAAGAAACUUGGAAAGAAGAAAAUGUUGGCUUACCAGUGCUCCAGUCGAGGUGGGGAGCUGGAACUAGAAGUGAGGGACGAUGGAAGAAUCAACAUAGCGGGACAGGUUGUCACUGUACUGAAGGGAACAAUCACAGUGUAGCCGAAGACACAUGUAAACCAGUGGGGACAGUCUCUAUGUACCAGCAGAGAAGCAGACAGAGGCUUUGCAUCAUUUGAUAAAAACAAAAUGGUUUACAUAAAGGGGAAAAAAAAAAUAGACUUCAGUUCAUAGCGGUUAAUCUGAUAAUGAAACAUGACUCAGUGUGAAAACAAACUACAGGAUGGAAAGAACAUCUCACACUUUGUCAGGAUUUUUAUUAUUAUUCGUUCACGUAAGACAAAACAUAAGGCAAAAUUACAAUACAUAAAAGUACAAAAUAUAAAAAAAAAAAAAAAAAAACACACAAAAAGUCAAAUCAAAGGUUGUGUUAAGUUAAACAGAUGGUAGACAGACAUAAAGUUAGCCUGGUGGCGUUAACGGACACACUCGGGUCAUUAGGGCUGCAACUAACAAUUAUUUUCU